This is a messenger RNA of Pristis pectinata (smalltooth sawfish), 4026 nucleotides long. RefSeq names its product ubiquitin thioesterase ZRANB1. Gene Ontology annotation, biological process: protein K29-linked deubiquitination; cytoskeleton organization; positive regulation of Wnt signaling pathway. The record is from RefSeq and is a predicted model, not a curated record. Gene Ontology annotation, molecular function: K63-linked polyubiquitin modification-dependent protein binding; cysteine-type deubiquitinase activity. NCBI's taxonomy places the organism in Eukaryota, Metazoa, Chordata, Chondrichthyes, Rhinopristiformes, Pristidae. The transcript has 10 exons. Gene Ontology annotation, cellular component: cytoplasm; nucleus. The coding region runs from base 347 to 2473 and encodes 708 amino acids.
GUCUUUGCCGUCGCCAUUAGAGCCGAGCGGAGGAGCGAAGGGGAAACAAAAAUGUCAUAAAACACCGGUGGGGGGGGGGCGAGGGGGGGUGGGGGAGCAGGUGGAAGCCGGAGGUCGCCGGUCGGACGGAGCGAUGGCUGUGAGCGGGGCUUUUGUUUGACCCCGGCCACCAUGUAAGGAACAGAGCGGCAGCGGGGUUGGGGAGGGAGGGAGGGGGGUGUGUAGGGAGCGGAUCGACUGGAGCGGCGGCGGCCGAGGCAGCGCUGGAGAGACGAAAGAGAGCGAGAGUGCGCGGGGGAGAAGCCUCCAGUCCUUAAUAGGAAACUGAUGCUAGGUGUGAGCAACGAUGACUGAAUAUGGAAUAAAGUGGGCCUGUGAAUACUGCACAUAUGAAAAUUGGCCAUCUGCAAUCAAAUGCACCAUGUGUCGUGCACCAAGACCUAAUAGCACUAUAAUUACUGAAGAUCCAGUUAGAGGCAGCUCAAGUGAUCUGAAUCAAGAUUGGGAUACUGCAAGUAUAGAGAGUGGCAGCAGCCCUCUGAUUUGUCCAGACUCUAGUGCUAGACCAAGAGUUAAGUCAUACAAUUCAGAAAGUGCAAGCAAGUGGUCAUGCCACAUGUGCACUUACUUGAAUUGGCCAAGAGCAAUUAGAUGUACUCAGUGUUUGUCUCAGCGUCGGACCAGAAGUCCUGCGGACUCCCCUCAAUCAUCUGGUUGUAUUUCAAGACCAGUUCAGGCUUCUCAGGAUCCUUGUGAAGAAUACAAUGACAGAAACAGACUAAACACAAAAGCACUGCAUUGGAUUUGUGCAGCUUGCACAUACGAGAACUGCCCCAAGUCUCGGAAGUGUGCAGUUUGUGACUAUCCUAGACCUAACAACUUGGAAGCAAUUGAAUUUGCAGAAGCAGAGGAGGCUUCCUCACUGAUAAAUGAGCAGGAUAGGGCUCGAUGGAGGAGCAGUGGCAGCAGUGGUAAUAGCCAAAGGAGGUCUCCUCCUGUACCUAAACUUGAAACUGAGAUGAAAAUGGACUUCCAAAGGAUUGAGCUAGCACCUGGAGCAGUUUGCAGUAAAGGAGAGUUGGAAGUAGAUUUUAAAAGACUCAAACAAAUAAAGAAUAGAAUGAAAAGAUCAGAUUGGCUCUUUCUCAACGCUUGUGUAGGAGUAGUAGAAGGAGAUCUGGCUGCAGUGGAAGCUUACAAGUCAUCUGGAAGUGACAUUGCUCGUCAGCUUGUAUCAGAUGAAGUACGUCUGUUGAAUCGUCCUUCUGCUUUUGAUGUAGGCUACACUCUUGUACACCUUGCUAUCCGUUUUCAGAGACAGGACAUGUUGGCAAUUUUGUUGACAGAGGUGUCUCAGCAAGCUGCCAAGUGCAUCCCUGCAAUGGUAUGUCCAGAGCUCACUGAACAGAUACGGCGUGAAAUAGCUGCAUCACUUCAUCAACGCAAGGGAGACUUUGCUUGUUAUUUCCUGACCGAUCUGGUGACAUUUACAUUACCUGCAGAUGUUGAAGAUCUCCCACCAUCUGUCCAGGAAAAGCUAUUUGAUGAGGUGCUUGAUCGAGAUGUACAGAAAGAAUUAGAAGAGGAGUCCCCUAUUAUAAACUGGUCUUUGGAGCUUGGAAGCCGUCUAGAUAGUCGACUGUAUGCUCUCUGGAAUCGCACAGCAGGUGACUGUCUGCUUGACUCUGUACUACAAGCAACGUGGGGUAUUUAUGACAAAGAUUCAGUUCUGCGGAAAGCUCUUCAUGACAGCUUGCAUGACUGCUCACAUUGGUUUUAUACACGCUGGAAGGAAUGGGAGUCAUGGUACUCUCAGAGCUUUGGGCUGCAUUUCUCUCUGCGGGAGGAGCAGUGGCAGGAAGACUGGGCGUUCAUUCUCUCCCUUGCCAGUCAGCCUGGAGCCAGUCUAGAGCAGACCCACAUUUUUGUUUUGGCUCAUAUACUUCGCCGACCAAUUAUAGUAUAUGGAGUGAAGUACUACAAGAGUUUCCGUGGUGAGACUCUAGGUUACACACGAUUUCAAGGUGUGUAUUUGCCUUUGCUAUGGGAACAGAGUUUCUGUUGGAAGAGCCCGAUAGCUCUUGGGUAUACAAGGGGCCACUUCUCUGCACUGGUUGCUAUGGAAAAUGUUGGCUAUGACAAUCGAGGUGCUGGCGCCAACCUAAAUACAGAUGAUGAUGUCAACAUUACCUUCUUGCCAUUGGUGGACAGUGAGAGGAAGCUAUUGCACAUCCACUUCCUUUCAGCUCAUGAGAUUGGUAAUGAGGACCAGCAGGAGAAACUACUGAGGGAAUGGCUUGACUGUUGUGUCACUGAAGGUGGAAUUCUUGUUGCACAGCAAAGGAGUUCCCGUCGACGCAACCAUCCAUUGGUUACACAAAUGGUGGAGAAAUGGUUGGACCGUUACCGGCAGAUUCGACCAUGCACUUCGCUUUCAGAUGGUGAGGAAGAUGAGGAGGAGGAUGAUGAGUGAUGUAUGGUAUCUGAUGGAGUCAUGGGCAUUACUUGUGAGGAAGCCACCAGAUUGGACUCUUCUAGUUUGUCAUGCAUCAUGGAAGGUUCGGAUACCAAAUAGAAGUCUGAUCUUUGGCAGCAGAAAGGCUGACGUGAUGUGCCAUGUUAAAAUCAGAGCUGGCAUGGUUGGACAAGAAACUAUGUAUGCUAAAUUUACUUUAAUGUUAAAAGAAAAAGCUUUUUUUUCCCCCAACUCCCAGUCUGUACAUCCUUAGCUAUAAAUGUACUGCAUGUGGUUGUGUAAGAACUUGUGUAACAAGGGGGGAAAAAACUAUACCAGCAUCUGAAAUAAUUGAAUUUGUAAUGGUUUCCAAAAAAGGGCACUUAAAGACUCAUUUUAGAUUCUGGUUUGUUCCUUCUAGGUUUAUUUUAUUAUAGCCAUGUUUUUUAAGUGCAUGUGCAUAUGUUCUUUGAGAGAGAUUUUAAUGCCAAAUUAUGUUGCUGAGGGCCAGGUAACAUGUAUUGGGGUUUGAAGUAUUAGGGGCAUUAUGGAUGGCAAAAAACCAUCAUGAGAACAAGUGCAUGGGUAUUCUUUUUAAAUGCAGGAUUGAAUACUAUAAUGAAGUAAAAUCUCCAAGGAACAAAAUAGAGAUAUUGGGUUGUAUUGGAAAGUGUUCACCAAAUAUUGUCUUUGUUUCCAUUUUUUUUAAAAGACUAUUACUCUAUUUAGAAUAGAGUCAGCAAAUUAUUGUUUUCAGGUUCGCAGAGAUCAUUCAUGUUCUCAUCUCUUCACUAAUGUUCACUACGAAAACCUAGCUUAGACCCUGAACUCUGCCAAGAAUUUUGUUCUGAUAAGCCUAUUUAUUUAAGUGACCUGGAGAUAUGAGGUGCUUUUUUCCCAUAAAAUUAAGUUCAGAACCAAUUGUGUGGAUUUUGUUGAUUGUUUACUCAACCCUGAUGAAGAAUUUCAUGUUGCACAAAUACAUAUUCUUGCUGUGAAAAUGUUGCUGAAUGUGCUGUUGACUUUUUUGUCUAUGCAAAUGCUGUGCACCACUGCAAAGCCAAAGGUUUCAACUUAACAAGGGUAUUAUACUACAGUUGCAUGUCUCACUGAAAUUUUAUAAUUCUAUUCAGUACAUUUUUGAGCUUUGCAAGAGACACUUUCUCUUGGUAAUAUUAUUCCAGGCAUUUUAUGCAAAUUGAGUUUACUGUGUAAUCCCUAAUGUUCAGUACUUGUCACAGCAGCAGCCAUGCAAAUUAAACUACAUUUGACAUGAAAUAUUUAGGUGAUGAGUAUUUAAUGAAGAAAAUUGCAACUGUUUCAAAAGAUACAAGUGGAAUUGUAACCAAAGUAAAUAAUAGGCACUAAACAAUUCCAAAGUUUUGUUAUUUUAAAAAUGACUUGUUUAUGAAGAAAGUUAAAUCCAAUCCUGAUAUGGUAUCUUGUACAAAUUCAUUGUAUGCUUGUAAAAAUGCAAUUGCAUAUAGGCAAUUUUUAGUUGAGGAAUAUUGUAUUUGCUUUCAGGCAUGCAUAUGGCCUUGUUAAUUGCUAUAAAGUAAUAUUCGCAUUGA